Nomia melanderi (Alkali bee) is the source of this 543-nucleotide messenger RNA. RefSeq names its product U6 snRNA-associated Sm-like protein LSm5. Gene Ontology annotation, molecular function: RNA binding. Gene Ontology annotation, biological process: mRNA splicing, via spliceosome. Gene Ontology annotation, cellular component: U6 snRNP; Lsm1-7-Pat1 complex; U4/U6 x U5 tri-snRNP complex. Lineage: Eukaryota; Metazoa; Arthropoda; Insecta; Hymenoptera; Halictidae. The record is from RefSeq and is a predicted model, not a curated record.
AGAUGGCGCUGGUCAACUCGAAUAUUUACAUAGAACCGAGCCGGUGUCAUUCCCGCUUUUUCUCGAUGGAAUAGAAACAAAGUGUUGUUGCGUUAUCAUUUUUAUUUUUAAUUAUCCUGUACCUUGCUAGUGUUUUCGCUAUGACGAGUUCUGUCAGUACAAACCCAUCGACCUUGUUGCCUUUAGAAUUGGUUGACAAAUGCAUCGGUUCCCGGAUACACAUUAUUAUGAAAAAUGACAAGGAAAUUGUUGGUACACUGUUGGGCUUCGAUGACUUUGUAAAUAUGUUGCUGGAGGAUGUGACGGAAAGCGAGGCAACCCCUGAAGGACGAAGAGUGACCAAGCUUGAUAUGAUUUUGCUCAACGGUAGCAAUAUCACGAUGCUUGUACCUGGUGGAGAAAUGCCUGACACGUAAAAUAAUAUUUUUUUUUAAUAUUUUGUAUAAUAAAAAUGUAAACAUUAAUUUAAGUAUACAUAUAAUAAAAAAAUUGAAAGGGUCUGGUCUUUAGAAUUAUUAUACGAAGCGAAUAUUAUUGAGCUAU